UAGAUUCCACAGUUACUAGAUCAAUCACUAAUGACAUUAAGAUGCGCUACACUGCUCCAUGGAAAACUUGGUCAGAAAUACCUUUAAAGACAAAAGACGAGCUCUUCGGACUUUUUCGGAGUCGAUAUAUAUGGGAUGAGAGUGAAGAAGAUAUGGUUCGAAUUGCUUGGGAAAAAGUAGGUAAAGAAAGACUGCGAGACAUUCUUAAUAGAGUUAGGAGCGAAUUGUUGCGCAAGCACAAGAAGACAGAUGUUGCUUAUCUAUACAAUUUAGGACCAGAUUGGAUGGAGGCAGAGAUAUGGAAUGAACUUGUUGCAUAUUGGAGUACACCAGAGUGGAGAAAGAAAUCAGAAGCUGGUAAAGCAAAUAGAAAUAUAGAAAAAGAUGGGACUAUUACGAAACACUCUGGUGGUUCAAUAAAACUGGAGGUUCAUGAGAAUAGACUGGGAGCUUAUUUGAGUGCCAUUGCUGAGAAUGUGAAUGACAAUUGUGAGAGUCAGUCUACUUUUGAUUUGAAUAAGUGGAUUGAAAUUUCUGAAAGUAGUAAAGGGAGAGUUUAUGGUUUUGGAUCUUCUGAUAUUGCAAAAUCAGGAACUCCAACUACCUCUUUCUCAUGUACAUCAGCUCAUCUUGGAGGACAUUCUCAAACUAUGUUUUCUUUAGAGGAGGUUGAACAAAUGUUAGAGCAAAAUCGGAUUAAAAUGAAAGAAGGCAUGGAGCAAAUGCAAGAGCAAAUGCGAGUGUAG
Manihot esculenta (cassava) is the source of this 746-nucleotide messenger RNA. RefSeq lists its product as uncharacterized. Bases 42 to 746 code for a protein of 234 amino acids. The record is from RefSeq and is a predicted model, not a curated record. The transcript has 3 exons. NCBI's taxonomy places the organism in Eukaryota, Viridiplantae, Streptophyta, Magnoliopsida, Malpighiales, Euphorbiaceae.